UUCAGAGCUCUUGCAUCAGCACUGAGAUCAAACCCCUAACACAUGAGAGAGCUGUGGCUGAGUGGGAAUAAAGCAGGAGACUCAGGCAUGAAGCAUCUUUCUUCUCUUCUGGAGGAUCCCAACUGUAAACUUGAGGAACUACACCUGUCAGACUGCAGUAUUGGAGAGGAAGGCUUCAGAGCUCUUGCAUCAGCACUGAGAUCAAACCCCUCACACAUGAGAGAGCUGAAUCUGGGUUGGAAUAAAGCAGGAGACUCAGGAGUGAAGCAUCUUUCUUCUCUUCUGAAGGAUCCCAACUGUAAACUAGAGACACUAAACCUGUUAUUCUGCAGUAUUGGAGAGGAAGGCUUCAGACUUCUUGCAUCAGCACUGAGAUCAAACCCCUCACACAUGAGAGAGCUGCAGCUGAGUUGCAAUAAUGCAGGAGACUCAGGAGUGAAGCAUCUUUCUUCUCUUCUGGAGGAUCCCAACUGUAAAGUGGAGAAACUACAGCUGCAUGCAUGUAGUAUAACAGAUGAAGGUUUCAGAGCUUUAGCAUCAGUGCUGAGAUCAAAUCCAUCAGCCCUCAGAGAGCUCCAUCUGGAGAAGAAUCAGCCUGGACCCUCAGCACAGCAGCUGUUGACUGAACUGAAGAGAGAUCCUAACUGUAAACAUAUACAAAUACAUGGACCCUAAUGAAUCAGUCCUUACAAUGUCACAUUGAGAAUCUUCACUCUGAAGGCUGCAUUGAGCUGCAUCUGAGUGUAUCACUUUGCACGCUCAUAUGAAUUGUGUUUUAUUGUUACUUUUUGUCUCACCUACAAUCAAUUCCUACACACACACACACACACACACACACACACACACACACACACACACACGCUUUAGCUCUGAAAGAUCCAUUUACAAAUGUAUUGCUUUGCUUUUGCUUAUUGCUUCCAUUAUGAUCCUUGUCAUGUACAAUACACAACUCUUCUCAUCAGAUGAUCCUCAUUGUGGUACUCUUAAAUGUCAAGUAUUGAGAUUUUGAAACAUAUACUGUAUACGGCAAUCUGAAAUAUAUACGGGAUUCUUAUAAUAAACGUUGAAGCUUUUGAUAACGUACAACUGAGUGUUGGUGUGUGUUAUUGCUUCGCAGGCCUGCCUCUGUAUCUUUACCUCUCCAGGGAAAUAGCCUGAGCUUAUACAGUACCAGGAAUACAAGAGCAUGUUUAUUUGCAUAUAUAUUGUAUAUAUCUGUCUGUCUGUUUUAAAUAGAAAGAUGUUCCUAUUUCUGUUCUCCUGUUCUGUUAUACUCUAAUCAUGUCUCCCUCUUCCUUGUGUACUGGAUGCUUCACGUUCAUAAUGGAAGUGGUAUUGUUUUAAAGUGAC
Sardina pilchardus (European sardine) is the source of this 1350-nucleotide messenger RNA. RefSeq names its product ribonuclease inhibitor-like. NCBI's taxonomy places the organism in Eukaryota, Metazoa, Chordata, Actinopteri, Clupeiformes, Clupeidae. The record is from RefSeq and is a predicted model, not a curated record. Gene Ontology annotation, biological process: intracellular signal transduction. Gene Ontology annotation, molecular function: protein binding. The coding region runs from base 43 to 675 and encodes 210 amino acids. The transcript has 4 exons.